AUACGACAUUAACUACAUUUAUUAAUUUGUGUAAUUUGGUUAAAACAACUUGUAUUAUUAUACGGAGGGAGUUAUUGAAAUUGAUGUCAAAUUUUGUCUAAAAUAUGAUUUCUAGGCUCAUAUAACCCCAUAAAAAAAAAACGUUGCAAUUUUAUUUCUCUUUUAGUUUGAGUCUUCGAUUGUUAGCUUUUUCAGUUUCAAUUUUCAGUGUCUUCAUAGCUUACUUUAGCUUUAAAUUCCAUCAAGUACUCUUCAGCUCAUCUAACCACAAAAAACAGAAAAAAGGUAUAAAAUUUGUCGGCAGAGUUUCUCUGAUAGUUUGAUUCUUGACAUUCCUCCCUUCAAUUCCUAAUUAUAAUUUCUUGUUUUUCGGCUCAUACAGUAUAACCCAAAAAUCAAAAAAAAAAAAAAUUAGAAAAAAAAAAAAAAACGUUGCAAUUUUAUUUCUCUUUUAGUUUGAGUCUUCGAUUGUUAGCUGUUUCAGUUUCUCUUUAGCUUUAAAUUCCAUCAAGUACUCUUCAGCUCAACAGAAAAAAGCUCAUAUAAAGUAUAAACUGAAGGAAAAGAAGUUGAAGAAAACAGAUUCAAAAUUGUCUGGAUUUUCUGCAACUAGUGACUAGAGUCUCAACACAAGUCAUAAAGAACGGACACUGAUACCAGUUUCUACAAGUAUUUUACCUGCCCAAUGGAUGCCAUCAUUUCUAUUGUUGGAAGCGUAGUACCAUAUGUUUUUGCUCCUAUUCGAAGAGAAGUGGGUUAUUUGACACACUACGAACGUAAUUUCACCAAGCUAAAUGAUUCUGUUCGCAAUCUUGAAGCAUCAAGAGAAGAUAUAAACCGUAGGGUGGAAUCUGAAGGAAACAAUGGAAAAAAAAAAUUAGUUGGUGUUGAAACCUGGUUGGAGGACGGGAAUGAGGUCAUUCAAAAGGCAAAGCAGCUCCUGGAAGAUCCUGGCCAUCGAGAGGUUGGGUGUUCGGGCUGGUCUUUCCCUAAUUUGAAAUUACGACAUCAGCUUGGCAAAAAGGCUACAAAGAUAGCAAAUGAGGUUGCUGUAGUUCAGGGAAGAAGUGAUUUCAAUGAAGUUUGUUACCUUCCUGCUCUAUAUGAAAUUGCCUCUUCUUCUGCCACAUGUGUUGGUGAAAAGUUUGAGACAAGGGAGUUAUUUAAGGAGGGCAUCUUGAAGGCUCUCAAGGAUCCUAAAGCAUGCAACAUUGGAGUCUAUGGUUUCGGUGGGGUGGGUAAGUCCUUUCUUGUUAAAGAAGUCUCUGAAAUAGCCAAACAACAAAAAUUGUUCGAUGUAGUGGUUACCGCCCAUGUAUCCAAAACUCCAGACAUUGAGAAAAUUCAAGUGGUGAUUGCAGAUAUGUUGGGUCUGACAUUUCCAGAAGAAAGUACUGAUGGUAGAGCUAUCCGCCUAAGGAAGAGAAUUGAAGAAGAGAAAACUGUCCUCGUUAUUCUAGAUGAUAUUUGGCAGCCACUUGAACUGGAAAAAGUAGGAAUUCCAUCCAACAAGGAACACAUUGGUUGCAAAUUAUUGAUGACCUCUAGAACUCAAGAUGUGUUGCAGCAAAUGGCCGUCCAAAAGGAUUUGAUCACUUUCAGACUUGAAGUUCUAAGUGAAGUAGAAACAUGGAGCUUGUUUCAAUCUAUGGCAGAGGAUGUGGUUAACGAUAUCAUUUUCAAAGAUGUAGCAACUCAAAUUGCUAAACAAUGUAAAGGUUUGCCUCUUCUCAUACUGACAAUGGCAAGCGGAUUGAAAAGUAAGGAUAUUUAUGCUUGGAAAGAUGCAUUGAGCAAAUUACAAAAUGUUGGUCAUGAGAAAAUCGAUGUCAUAACUCAUUCUGCUUUAGAGUUGAGUUACAACUGGUUGGCAACUGACGAAACUAAGGCACUCUUCUUGCUUUCUGCUGUACUAGGACAAUAUGGUGAAGAUUACUUAUUGAAAGUUGCAAUGGGUUUGGAGAUAUUCAACAAUAUAAGUACUGUGGAUGCUGCAAGAAACAGACUUCAUACUAUAAUUGGAUCAUUGAAAGCAUCUUGCCUUUUACUUGAAGGUAAUAAGAGAAGUCGGCGAAUCCAAAUGCAUGACCUUGUUCGUGAUGUAGGUAUCUCCAUAGCAUGUAGGAAUAAAGAUGUUUAUAUUUUGAAACCGGAGACUGGUUUGAAGGAAUAUCUUACCAUGGAUUUUAUGAAAAUGUGCUCGCAGAUCAUCUUAUUACAAAUAAACGAGCUUCCAAAAAAGUUUGAUUGUCCUAAUGUUAAACUUUUAGUUUUCGAGAGUGCAAAUCGUUUUUUAGAAAUCCCAGAUACUAUUUUUGAUGGGAUGGGAAGCCUUAAAGUGUUAGAUAUAACACUUUUGAACUUGUCUUCAUUACCCACUUCUUUCCGUUCCCUAACAGACCUUCAGACAUUGUGUUUGAACCAAUGUGUUUUGGAAAAUAUUGAUAUAAUAGGAGAUUUGAAAAACUUAGAAAUUCUUAGUCUUGAGGAUUCUUCGAUGAUCAAAUUGCCAAACAAAAUAAGGGAAAUGACUCAACUAAGAAUGCUUGAUUUGAGCAAUGCUGGAAUAGAAAUCAUCCCACCCAACAUCAUUUCAAGCUUGUCUAACUUAGAGGAGCUGUAUAUGGGCAAUACCUCAAUUACGUGGGAAGACGAGAAUUCACAGCAAAAAGAAAAUGCAAGCCUUGCCGAGCUUGGACAAUUGUACAACUUGACGGCUCUAGAAUUACAAAUUCACGAGGCUUGUAUUUUGCCAAGGGACUUGAAAUUAAUGUUUGAAAAGCUGCAAAGAUAUAAAAUAGCCAUUGGAGAUGUAUGGCAAUGGUCUGACAUUAAGGACAGAACCUCGAACACACUGAUGCUCAAACUUGAUACCAACAUACAUUUGGAGCUGGGGAUUAAAGCAUUAAUUAAAGGCGUUGAGAAUUUAUACAUGGAUGAAGUAGAUGGCAUUCAGAAUGUGUUGUAUGAAAUGAACAGGGAAGGUUUUCCAUUGUUGAGGCACCUCCACAUCCAAAACAAUGCAAAAAUGAAGCACAUAGUUUACUCUACGGAGAGGAACCAAGUCCAUGUUUCCUUUCCCAUCUUGGAAACUCUUUCAAUUAAUAAUCUUGAAAAUUUGGAGCAGAUAUGUCAUGGCCCGCUUGUAAUUAAUUCUUUUGGUAAGCUCAGUGUUAUCAAAGUAAAUAAUUGCGCCCAAUUGACAUAUCUUCUCUCCUUAUCAAUGGUUAAAAGUCUUUCCAAUCUUUCUGAGAUCGAAGUUUGUCAAUGCAAUUCUAUGAAGAACAUAGUGCUCAGAGACUUGCCUGAUGAAAAAGUAGAGUUUCCUUCUUUGCGUUCUUUAACUUUACAACACUUGGAUACACUUGAUAACUUUUUCUCUUAUGAGCUGAUGACAUCUUCGAUAACUUCUGCACGGCCAUUUGUUAGUGCUCAGGUUGCAUUCCCUGAUUUGACAACCCUUAAAUUGAGCUCACUCAAUUUAGAUAAAAUUUGGAAUGACAAUCAACAUUCUAUGUACAACUUGUCAGUCUUGAUUGUGGAGAACUGUGGUGAGCUAAAGUACUUAUUUUCUUCUACCAUGGUUGAAACUUUUGUUAACCUCAAACGGGUUGAAAUUAGUAAAUGUAAUUCGAUGAAUGAGAUAAUAGCUACAGAAUGGAGAAACGAUGUUACUAUUGCAUUGAAUGAGGUUCCAUUUCCCAAAUUGAAGACAAUCGUGCUGAAGGACAUGGAAAAUUUGAAGACAGUAUGGCAUUACCAAUUUGACACAGUGAAGACGUUGGAAGUCGAAAAUUGUGAGAAAAUAGUGGUUGUUUUUCCUUCCUCAAUGCAGAAGACUUAUCAUAAUCUGGAGAUGUUAGUGGUUAAGGAUUGUGCUUUAGUGGAACUUAUAUUUGAAUUGAGUUCUAGUGAAAAUAGCAGCAUAGAAAGUGAAACACAGUUGAAGGUAAUUAAUUUAGCUCAAUUGCCGAAGCUGAAAAAGAUAUGGAGCAUCGAUCCUGAAGGAAUUCUUAGUUUUCAUAAUCUACAAAAGGUUGAUCUAAGUAAGUGUGAAAGUAUGGAGUAUGUAUUUCCAUUUUCUGUUGCCACUGGCUGCCGACAUCUCAAACAACUUCAGAUAGAAUAUUGUGGGAAGAUGAAGGAAAUUGUUUCAGAGAAGACAGGAUCUACGUGUGCAAGUCCCACAUUUGAGUUUAAUAAGCUAAAUACUAUAGUGCUUUGGGGCUUACAUUCACUUGAGGGCUUCUAUGCAGAAAGUCAUAUUCUAGCAUGCCCCUCUUUGAAUAAAAUUGAUGUUUACAGAUGUGCAAAGUUGAAUUUAUACAAAACUGUAGCUCUGCCUGCAAGCAUCCCUCAAAGAUGUCAAGAUGAGAAUCCCUCGGAUAUAUUCCAACCACUUUUCAUUGUGGAAGAGGUGAUUCCAAACUUGGAGUGGAUGACAAUAAACGAUAGGGAUGCUAUGGUGAUAUUGAAAUCACAAAAUUUAGAUUCCCUCUUCAACAAAUUGACAUCUCUUGGUUUGUAUGAUUUUAAGAAUGAAGAGGCUACAUAUCCUUACUGGUUUCUCCAAAAUGCACGUUCUCUUGAACACCUAGCUGUUGCAGACAGUUCCUUCAAGAAGAUAUUUGAAGAUGAAAGACUAGUGACUAUGAAAAUUCACACACGCCUCAAAAAGUUGUGGCUUAUUCAAUUACCUAAACUUCAGCAUAUAUGUGAAGAUGGAUCUCUAAUUCACCCACUUCUUGAGCAUCUUGAUAGCUUACUUAUUCUUGAUUGUCCUAGUUUGACAAAUUUGUUGCCUUCCUCUGUCACCUUUAGCCACCUAACAAAAAUGAAGAUAACAAAAUGCAAUAAACUUGUAAAUUUAAUAACAUCCUCGACUGCGCAAAGUUUGGUAAAACUCACAUUAUUGAAGGUAGAGGACUGUGACUCACUACAAGAAAUAAUAACGGGAAAGGAAAAUGUUGAUAUUGCAUUUGUUAGUCUUCAAAGAUUGAUGCUCAAAGGUUUACCAAGCCUCAACAACUUUUGCUCAAGUAAGUGUUUCUUGAAGUUUCCAUUGUUGGAGUAUGUAGUUGUGAGCAACUGUCCUGUCAUGGAGAUAUUCUCUGAGGGAAACACAAGCACACCAAGUCUUCGAAAAGUCAAAAUUGAAGAAAAUGGUGAAGAAUGUUAUUGGAAGGGCAACCUAAAUGAUACCAUAAAAAAAGAUGUUUGAAGAUAAGUCCUUGUCAUAAAAACCGGUCUGGUCCUGGUUUGGCAUGCUGUGGCGUGAGGUAUUUGAAAGUCCCGAAAUGAUGCUAUCUACUCCGACAAGGUUUAGAGUAUUGAACAAUUGGUGGAUGAGUUAAAUUAUUUUCUUGAAAAUGGUUGUUGAUCCUCUGUCACCUGGAGUGUGCUUCUUUUAGCCUUUUGCAGUGUGGAUUAUUCUGUUCUGUAGGCUCUUGCUUCUCCUGUAAUUGGGUUGAAGUAAAGUAUCUUGUAAUUGUUUCAAAAAAAAAAAAAGUAUCAUCAUAAAUUAUUCUCCUGUAUUGUUGGGUUUUAAGUAAUUUAAUUUGAUAUGUAACAUGUAACUCUGGUGGUGAAGUUAUUCUGCUUAAUAAAUUAUCAUCAUAAACAUUCAAGUUA
Messenger RNA from Trifolium pratense (red clover), 5631 nucleotides. RefSeq names its product disease resistance protein At4g27190-like. The record is from RefSeq and is a predicted model, not a curated record. The coding region runs from base 686 to 5221 and encodes 1511 amino acids. Gene Ontology annotation, molecular function: ADP binding. The transcript has 7 exons. NCBI's taxonomy places the organism in Eukaryota, Viridiplantae, Streptophyta, Magnoliopsida, Fabales, Fabaceae.